Messenger RNA from Cyclopterus lumpus (lumpfish), 2850 nucleotides. It is a transcript of the gene pla2g3, whose product is annotated as phospholipase A2 group III. Gene Ontology annotation, biological process: arachidonate secretion; phospholipid metabolic process. Gene Ontology annotation, molecular function: A2-type glycerophospholipase activity. Bases 67 to 1422 code for a protein of 451 amino acids. The transcript has 7 exons. The record is from RefSeq and is a predicted model, not a curated record. NCBI's taxonomy places the organism in Eukaryota, Metazoa, Chordata, Actinopteri, Perciformes, Cyclopteridae.
AAGUCCUCCGUGGGUGCAGGAAUCUUUUUCUUUUCCACGACAGGUGUCGCGGCCUCUCCGGCCACCAUGACGCGCGUCGCUCCUCUUCUCGCCCUCGUGUUGUUGGCGUCGCUCCUCGGCUGGACGGCUGCAGGAACCUCGGUCCUCUGCAGCCGGACGACGCGGUUGCCAAACGGAGAAGUGCACCACAAUUUCCUCCGGCGUGACCCCGAGCAGGCCUCUCCAUCCCCGCGGCUCUACCACGGCGCGUGGUCCCGGGAGCGCGCUCUGCUCAGCUGCGCUUGGAGCGACGACGCGGCGGUGGUCCACAACUAUGUAUCCGCGUGCCGGGAGCGCGCGCACGAGUUCUCCGAUCAUCCGGAUGAAACUAUCGACGUGGAGUCCAUGUUGGCGGCGGAGGAUGAGCUGUGCGUCUGCGUGGCUUCCCCUGGAGGUCAAGCCGGAAGGUCAGAGGUCGGGACCCAUCAGCGCGUAAAGCGAGGUUUCAUUGUGCCGGGCACUCUGUGGUGCGGCUCCGGCAACAAGGCGCCGUCAUAUGCAGAUUUGGGAGUUUUUGCAGACACCGACAGCUGCUGCCGGGAACACGACCAGUGCAAACACACCAUCCUGUCCUUUCACUCCCAGUUCGGGGUCUUCAACAGCAACAUCUUCACCAUGUCUCACUGCGACUGCGACAGCAAGUUUCACCGUUGUCUGGCGGAGGCCGACGACAGGAUCUCCGAGGUGGUGGGAUACACGUUCUUUAACCUGCUGAAGAUGCACUGCUUCGAGUUCUCCCACCGGCUCCAGUGCAAAGAAAGAAACUGGUUUGGCAUGUGUAAAGAGUAUCAAAUGGCUCUCUACGCUGUGGUGCACCCGCCCUCGAUGUACGACUCUCCCAAUGCAACGGAGGUCAGCGGGAACACUACCGCACCCACAGAAGUGGUGUGGACGUCCAACUCCACCGCUGCUGCAGCAUCCACCCUCCCUCCACCUUCCAGGAGCUCCCACUCGGCCUCCGGCGCCAACGCUAGCACCGUUAGCAACGCUAGCACCGUUAGCAACGUUAGCGCCUCUCCAUCGGAGGGACUCGCAGGAUCGUCACCCGGGAGGGAAGACGAAGUGGGGAACACGUUACCUGCCGGAGGUCAAGCUCUGGCCGAGCUGGACAUCGCAGAGAAGCGGCGCUCCGAAUGCGGCGUCUACAAAGACCUCGACGGCUGCAGGAACAAGAUCCUUCCCCAGCAGAAGAAGUACGGCCUCCACAACCCCGAGGCCAGGACGCUGUACCACUGCAACUGCACCAGCAGGUUGUUCCAGACUUUGUCCAAACAGGGACGGCUGACCGAAGUGCAGACGCUUCUGCUGGGUCGAGUUUCUCGAUCCUGCUUCCUGCCGCGAGACUGCACAGCGGACAGAAUCUGUACGAGCGGUUCCUGGUGAGGAGCAGAGCUUCCUCAGAGGACCAGAGGGAGCGGAGACGACGCAGAGCAGCAGCGCCAAUCUAACAGGCCCGCCGAGCAGAAGGCCGGAGGGCGAAGAGGAAGAGGCGGAGCGUCCGGCUCCGACCGACUGUGGCUCCGGGUGGUUCCGGACCCAAGGCCAGCAAGACACCGACCCAAGGCCAGCAGGACCCCCAAGGCCACCACCGGAACCCAAGGGCCAACAGACCCGGACCCAAGGCCACAGACCCGGACCCAAGGCCACCAGACCCGGACCCAAGCCACCAGACCCGGACCCAAGGCCACCAGACCCAGGACGCGCGGUCAGGAUGCUCGUCUGAAUGUCACGGAGGGUCAAAGUGAUCAAUAUUACUGAGAGGAAUUAGAUGUUAGGUCAUUUUCAUUUAAUACAGCUCUCAUAUUUUACCCAGAUUGACCAUUUAAAAUGUAGUCAGAUGUAUUUAUUCAUGGAGGAACAAACCACACAACUAAACAAAGAAAACUGUUAACUUGAGAACUGUUAUUUUCCAACGAGAUGUUAAAAAAUCUAAAACUAAAAACUAGAAAACUGGAAGUUUAUAAAUAUGAAAUUACCUGAAACAAAUGAACUAUUUAUGUAAUAUUGAACACAGCAGAUUUUGAUCAUCCACUAACGUUUCCUCCUUGUGUCUCCAUGACGAUUGGCAUUUAUUAUGAGUGAAUAUCUGAUAAUCUAAUUUUGAUAUCGAUAUUCGUGGUCCCAAGAGGAUGAACCCUGCAGAUUCUUUCACAGAUGUCAAAAUCUCUGCCGUGAAAAGGGUGAGUUUGAUAUCGGUGUUCAAAGCCCUGUUUGUGAAUAUUUGUAAUGAGUUGUACGAGCUGUAGAUAAAUGCAAAUGUAUGUUAUUAGCAAAGCUAAAGAAAGAGAAACAGUUGUGUAAAUAUCUGUACAUAAGACGCUUGGAGAAAUAUUUGGUUUAUGACGCGUGAAGAAACUAUACGACUUAAAGUAAUAGUUAAGCAUUAUGAAUGAUGUCUGCACUGUAAUAUGAAGCAUGCCAGUUAGCCUAGCUUAGCAUAACGACUUGGAGGAGGGGGAAACUAUCCUGGCUUGUAAAACAGCAAAUUGUUGUUUUUACGCUUUGGUUUUUGUGUGAUGUCGGUCCUGUAAAUAUGAAGCUAGCUGAUUCGGCCUAGCUUAGCAUAAAAGACUAAGCGGGUAAAAAAAUUGACUAACAUUGCUUUGUUUAAAUCCGUACAAAACAAAUGUGUAAAACAAAAAUGUCUAAGCUAAUUUAUUGUAAUAUUAGGACAAAACUAGGCGAGUUGUUUUUGGUCUUUUAUGCUAAGCUAAGCUACGCCUGUUGCUUCACAAGUCGCUGAUGAACACGAACGGGAUCAACCGUUCCAUGAAAUAAAUUAUACGUAUUAAAAAUUGAAAUGCAAAUGUU